Messenger RNA from Manduca sexta (tobacco hornworm), 2042 nucleotides. RefSeq names its product glutathione S-transferase 1-1 (gene gfzf). The record is from RefSeq and is a predicted model, not a curated record. The coding region runs from base 361 to 1065 and encodes 234 amino acids. Gene Ontology annotation, molecular function: glutathione transferase activity. Gene Ontology annotation, biological process: glutathione metabolic process. The transcript has 7 exons. NCBI's taxonomy places the organism in Eukaryota, Metazoa, Arthropoda, Insecta, Lepidoptera, Sphingidae.
AAUUAUUAAUUUAUGGCAAGAUUUCAAAUGGGAUGUAUAGCAUUGUAAUUGGAUCCUUGUAUAAUCGAAUCAGUAAGUUUGGGGGAUCCUAAAAUCGUUUGUCCUAUAUUCGAUAAAAUAGGCGUGUCAUAGCGAUAAAUAAAAUUAACAAAACUUAGUACUUAUCUGCACUUACCUGUACGAAACAGAUGGCAACAGGCAACGGUGUGCCCAGUAUUUGUGGGACAAGUGAAAGGCAGGCGUUGUGUCCGCUGUGGGAGGUAGCGGCCUCCAGUAGAUUCAGUACCUGUUUUAGCAUCAUACACCGUGAACGUUUCUGUUUCUGCUGUUAAAAGGAGUAUUUCCGAGAUCCAGGCAGCCAUGGUAUUAAAACUGUACGCAGUUUCGGAUGGGCCCCCGUCUCUAUCAGUGCGACAGACUCUUACUCAACUGGAGAUACCCUUUGAACUGAUCAAUGUAGAUUUCGGCAAAGGAGAACACAUGACUGCAGAAUAUGCUUUGGUGGAUGAACCCACAAAAGAAAUUCCGGUUUUGGACGAUGAUGGAUUUUACUUAAGUGAAAGUAACGCUAUCAUGCAAUAUAUUUGCGAUAAAUAUAAACCGGGCUCGCCUUUAUAUCCGCAGGAUCCACAAUCAAGAGCCAUCGUGAAUCAUCGCUUGUGUUUCAACUUGGCUUCAUAUUACGCUAAUAUAUCUGCUUAUACAAUGGCGCCAAUAUUUUUUGAUUACGAACGUACACCCCUCGGUUUGAAGAAAGUGCACAUUGCUUUGGACGUUUUCGAAACGUAUUUGAACAGGUUUGGAAAAAAAUACGCCGCAGCGGAUCAUUUGACUAUAGCGGACUUUCCACUUAUCAACUCUACUAUGACACUAGAGGCUAUUGGUUUUGACUUUUCGAAAUAUGCUAAAAUACACAAAUGGUACAAUGAUUUCAAAAGGGACUAUCCAGAACUAUGGAGAAUUUCCGAAGGUGCUAUGAAAGAGAUCAUGGAGUUCGCCGCGAACCCGCCUGACUUGACACACAUGGACCAUCCGAUACAUCCAAUUCGUAAAAUUAAUAAAUAAUGUUUUUUUUUUAACUAAAAAGUAAUAAGAAAUAAGUGUUUUCUAUCCGGAGCCAGACACGCAUCUCCGCAUGUAGCCGAGGCAAGCGUUGCUGCAGCAUUGUGUGUGGUACGUGCACUGUGAAUAACAAACAAAGAUAUUAGAAAUGUUUAAUAACUACAUGUGGUCCCGUACCAGUGGCGAAGGAUCCAUAAUAUACCCCAUUCCUAUACUGCCAUGCUAAGCGCAAAAGCGGGAUGUCAGGGAAACCUUAUUGCAAGAUAAUCGAAGUUUUGUUAAUAUAGUUUUAUAGUUUUGUAUGUAAAACUGAGAUAGAGAAACUCUUUGAUGGUUUUUUUUCAACAAGUUCUAAACAAGAUACCGUUACUUUCGUAAGGUAAGUGUUCAUUGGGAUGGGUAUUUCUUUAAAGUAUAAGUAUGAGGACAUCAAAAUCAAGAUUUUGUUUUUUUUGAGAUACCGCUUUUGAGCUUAGCACGGCAGUAUAGGCAUCCCUUUAUGUAGAAUCUAGUUUUCAUAAGAACGAUUUGCAAACCACAUUCAUGCAUAUUACAAAUCUAUAAGUACCAUAUCGUGUCGGGUUCGCUUUCGGAAAAUCUCACCUUUCGCCACUGUCCCAUAGUAUGUUCUUACUAUAAUGUGGUCCCAGGCCCAGGGGCCUAGACAAAUGAACGUGUAAACCUCAAUAAGUUAAAAUUGACAAAGCCAUUGCACUACCUAUUAACUAUCUAUAUAUGUAAAAUUAUGAUCUUUGAAUAUAACCACAUUAAGUAUAUGUUGUAACAUUGGUAUUUAAAGUAAUAAAUAUUUCGAUCACUUUGUUUAUGUUCUUUCGAAGACCAUUAUGAUAUCGUUAUCACACCUUUUAACCGGUUGCACGAAAGAUAAUGUAGUAGCUAGUAGCUACAUAAGUACACAUUCUACACAAAAAUGUGGCAUUCAGUACAAAUGGGAAGUAGAAUAAAGACUUAUGAUGGCA